CACGCAACCAAACAUACACACCAGAUUAUUUGGAGAGCAAGUUGAUAGGACUGGCGCAAGUAAUAAAUAAUGUUUUGUUUAAUACCAUCAGCUUAUCAAAAUACUACCAAAUUUAAAGUGAGAUAUUACUCAUGUUAUGGAUUUUGUACUAUAACGGUAUUAGUUAUAAUGUCAAAAGACUUGAUUACUUUGCAUACUUUAACUCAUGAUGUCGCUUUUGAAACCAUACCACUAUACGUACAUAUACUGACAAUAUUGAUUAGCAGUGGGUUUCAAAUACAAAAAAUGUCAAAAUGUGUUCCUGAUGAAGAAAAUCUCACUACUUUUCAAAGAUUUUGCUGGGCUUUACCAAUAAUUUGUUUAAUAGUUAGUCAAGUGGAACAAAUUGUGAAUGGUUCCCACAAUCGUCCGGAAACUAUAUUACAGAGAAUUUUCGGAUUAAUUUCAUUUCUAUUCGAAUUUCAUUAUUUCAUGAUAUACGUAAAAUUCAAAAAUGACUAUCAGAAAUUGAACAAUUGUAUCAAAGAAGAGUGUUUCUCCGCAAAAGACCUGUUGACUAUUAGAAUACAAAGAAAAUCGAUGAAUAAACGAGUUAGAAAUGCGACCAAGAUGUUUGGAAUACAAGCUAUUUCUGUAAUCAUGAUGACGACCAUCACGACUGCGUUUAAAAUUCACCGAACGCUUAGAUCCAACGAUCGUUUCACCGUUAUGCCGGCGGACUUGCUGGACUCUUUGCAGUGGAUUCUACGGUUGUUUUUGUUAUGCAAGGUCUCCAGAGACGUCGCAAAAGAAGCCAAUGAUAUUGAAACUCAACUUUUGAAUUUAAACACGGAGAGUGACGAAAACUUUGACAAUGAAGUCUCGUUCUUUCUGUGGGAAAUCAACAAUCCACCAAUGGAAGUUGUUGUGUAUGGUUUGUUUGUGCUUGACCUAAGGCUAUUGGUAUCGGUGAUAUCUUGGUGUAUUGGCUUCGUCUUGAUAUUAUUGCAGUUCAGAUGGCCAAGAAUAUACUGACAUUGGAGUAGAACCACAACACGACAUUUGGAUGACACAAAUCAAAAUACUAAUUAUGGAACUAAAACAUCAAGGCACUUAAGUAAUUUAACGAGUUGUUCAACUUCAGGCUAAUAAUAGAAAUUACAAUAUUUGUAUAAUUUAAGGAACAAAAUAAAACAGCAAAAGUAUUUUUUUUCCGAUAGGUCAAAAAAUAUUACAACAACUUCUAUUGGUAGAGUCUUUAUCUUAAAAUACUCGGACCAUUCGACUAGAACGACUAUACGAAUGUGUCGCAUUAUUAAAAAACGACAAUAAUAUUUAACUUAAUUUUAGACCUACAAUUAUUCAUUGUAUUGCUGACAAAUCGAAUACUUUUUUUGGACAUAACAUUUAACAAGUAGACUAUUAAUUUGUUAAAAAUGUCCAUAUCAAGUACACCACGUCUCAGUCGUAAAAUUUUAAUGAGUUUUUAAAAAAUAAAAGUAUAUACAAAAUGAUUCCAUAUCAUUACUAGAAAAAAUUUAUUACUUCAUAGAUAAAUUAUAAUGUGUACUGAAAUCAUGUGAAACUGUGCGCUUUUAUUUAAGACGGUA
Daktulosphaira vitifoliae (grape phylloxera) is the source of this 1589-nucleotide messenger RNA. RefSeq lists its product as uncharacterized. The coding region runs from base 70 to 1014 and encodes 314 amino acids. The record is from RefSeq and is a predicted model, not a curated record. Gene Ontology annotation, cellular component: membrane. The transcript has 8 exons. Lineage: Eukaryota; Metazoa; Arthropoda; Insecta; Hemiptera; Phylloxeridae. Gene Ontology annotation, biological process: sensory perception of taste.